Molecule: messenger RNA, 1854 nt
Organism: Thelazia callipaeda (thelaziosis nematode)
Lineage: Eukaryota; Metazoa; Nematoda; Chromadorea; Rhabditida; Thelaziidae
Source: the annotation of a GenBank genome assembly
AUGGCUUCUUCUGAAGAAAGCUUGAAGGAACUUUGUGAACAGUACGAUCGAGACAUAGCUGAGACUGAAAUGGAUAUCACAAUUAAUAAAAAACUUCUUGAUAUGAUAGAAACAGAUUGUAAAAGUACCGAACAGCAAAUGUUGGCAAUUGAGCGAAGGACUGAAGCAUUGAAAAAGCAAUUGGAGACGGUUGAUGCAAAUAUUGAUAAACUUGUUAUAAGUGUCAGUUCUCAAAAUGAGAAAGUUGACAAGUUAUACCAUAGGCAGCAACAAGUUGCUCAUGAGAUUUGUAAUGCGCGACAUUCUCUGCAAUCUGCUCAACGUGUAGCUCUCAGUAAUAUGGAGACACUACAGUCUAUUGAAGAAGAGGCUGUUAAAUACUUGGGAAAUGAUUUUAAUGCAUCGAGUCUUGGAAGUGUUGCUUCUAAACUACAAGAUUGUCAGAAGGUUUGUGGAGCACAUAUAAAUCAAUCAGCUGAUAUCGUGACUACGCUGAUGUCGGCACUGGACGAUAUCAACGCCUUGGAAAAUAUCGAGAAAAAUAUUGAGGAACUAACAAUGAAAGCUGCGAUUUUAGAAGCACGCAAUAAGGAGGCUGAUACUCUUUGUUUAAUGUGGCGUGAAAAGUUGUUCAAAUUAGAAGCGGAUCAGAAAAAGGCAAAGGAACUAAAAGCUGCUGCAUCAGACAAGUUUGAGCAGUGUAAAAAACGUACAGCCGAUCUAAAGCGACGAAUUGAUGACAGUAUAAAUGAAGAUAAUUCGUUAUCAGAGACUUUGAACUUUAAAAAACUCGAAAUAAAUGAGAAUAUGGAACGUUUGAGCAAGAAAUACGCUGAUCUUGAAGCUGUUCAAGAAAAAAUUGAAAUGAUAAGAGAAAAUUUGUUUGAUGAAGAUAGAGCUUUAAAACUAGAACAAGAAAGCCAUGAUCAGAAAAUGCAGCAAAUUAAGGAUAAUGGUGAAAAAGAAAUUUUUGCUGCAAAUUCAGCUUUGAUGGCUUUGCUUGGGAGUAAAACCAAAAUUUUUGAUGAGUUAGCUGAAAUGGAAGCUAUGAAAUCUGGUUGUGCGAAUAAAGAGCAAAUGUUGGAAGAACGUACAUCAUUAUUAGCGCAGAUGAAAAGCAUAAACGAAAGAAUCAUGGAAAUAAGGCGAAAAAUAAACAAUGAAGAGGAGAACAUUAUAAAAAAAGCCAAAAAAAUGGAGCCAAAGAUUGGAGCUAGUAACAAGGGUAAAGGUUUGUGUUCUCAAAAAAGCAAUGCAGCAAAAAGAAAGAAAUGUGGUGGAGAUGAUAAGCAGGCAACUGAAAACGCAGAUGGAGCUGGAAACCAAAAUAGUUAUGAAAUUGGUUCUCCGGAGAACGAAGAGCAAAAUUUAGUUUCUGUUAUACCACAGGAACAAGAAAUCAGAAGUCCGUUUAUGCAGUACAUGACUUUCCGAAAAAGUAACAAAGCGGGAAUAUCGAAAUGGAAAAAAAAUGAUGUGCAGUCGACGGCAAAGAACGCACAAAUAGAUUCUCAUGCUUCAGUGAAUAGUACUUUGAAAUCAGGUCAAUCUAAAAAAGGGAAAAUAAUCCGUAAAAAGCAAGAAAUGGACCGAAAAUCUCCGCAUUUGACUUCUGCACUUUUUGGUAGUGAUAUAUCUGCAAGCACAAUUCAACCCGUUUGUGCAUCAACUCCGAUGCGUGAUAACAAAUGUGAGUCUACUCGAAUUGAUGAUUGUACCGCAAAAAGCAACAAGUCUGGCUCUAAGAGUAACCAAAAAACACGUGGGAGACCAAGAGGACAAAAAAAUCCAACCGGAAGUGGAAAAAUAGCAAAAGAAACGGAUGUCUUCGAUUUUAGCAGUGAUUCUGUUUGA